AUGACAAUGGACGAAAAAUCAAAAUUAGAAUACUUAAAGGAUGUUAACUCUGCGGCUGACAGAAUAAGACAUCAUCUUGCCAUGAGCCAUCAACAAGAAGUCGAAGAAGCAAACAGAGCACAAGCUGCUACUACCGUUGUCCCUGAAUUCAAGCGUGUUCCAUUACCAACUAUGAACACUGCUCCUCCAAUGUUAGAAAAGAACUGUACUUCUUCAUUCUAUGAAUCUGGUUCCACUUUGGAAAUGUGGGAAGAAAGUGUUGAACAAAAAUUACAAAAUAUUGAUCAAGAUAUUAAAAGUAAUAAAUUCGGUGCCGCUGAUUUGAACACCAUGUUUGCAUCUGGUAAAAUCGAAGAAAUGGACUUUUAA
Naumovozyma dairenensis CBS 421 is the source of this 369-nucleotide messenger RNA. RefSeq names its product ribonucleotide reductase inhibiting protein SML1 (gene SML1). The transcript has a single exon. The record is from RefSeq and is a predicted model, not a curated record. NCBI's taxonomy places the organism in Eukaryota, Fungi, Ascomycota, Saccharomycetes, Saccharomycetales, Saccharomycetaceae. Bases 1 to 369 code for a protein of 122 amino acids.